This is a messenger RNA of Anolis carolinensis (green anole), 818 nucleotides long. RefSeq names its product nucleolar pre-rRNA processing protein NIP7 (gene nip7). The transcript is spliced from 5 exons. The record is from RefSeq and is a predicted model, not a curated record. Lineage: Eukaryota; Metazoa; Chordata; Lepidosauria; Squamata; Anolidae. Gene Ontology annotation, molecular function: RNA binding. Gene Ontology annotation, biological process: ribosome assembly; ribosomal large subunit biogenesis. The coding region runs from base 53 to 595 and encodes 180 amino acids. Gene Ontology annotation, cellular component: preribosome, large subunit precursor; nucleolus; nucleus.
AUUGCGCCACUUCCGGUUUCCCGUUUCAGUUUCCUGCUUCGAAGCCUCCACGAUGCGGCCGCUCACCGAAGAAGAAACCCGCGCGCUCUUCGAGAAACUCUCCAAAUACAUCGGGGAGAAUAUCCAGCUCCUGAUCGAGCGUCCGGACGGAGCCUACUGCUUCCGCCUCCACAAGGACCGUGUCUACUACCUCAGUGAGAGGAUCUUGAAGCUGGCUACAAACGUUCCCCGCCAGAACCUGAUCUCCUUGGGCACUUGCUUUGGGAAGUUUACCAAGACACAGAAGUUCCGCCUCCACAUCACUGCCUUGGAUUACCUGGCCCCUUAUGCAAAGUACAAGGUCUGGGUGAAGCCCAGUGCAGAGCAGUCCUUCCUCUACGGGAACCACGUCCUGAAGUCCGGCUUGGGGCGCAUCACAGAAAGCACGUCCCAGUACCAAGGAGUGGUGGUCUACUCCAUGGCUGAUGUCCCGUUGGGCUUUGGAGUGGCGGCCAAGUCUACCCAGGAGUGCCGCAGGAUGGACCCCAUGGCCAUCGUAGUCUUCCACCAAGCAGACAUCGGGGAGUACAUCCGGCACGAAGAGACCCUGACUUAAGUCCAGGGAACCCCAAAGACUUGGAAAAACAAGAGAUUAUAUUCUGGACUUUUUGUCACCCCCUUUUCUAUAGACUGGAGAGCCUACUUGUGUGUAUUUGGAAGCAGUGGAGAAACAGCCGCUUGUUCGGUGAUGGAUCAAGUAUCACCGCUAUGCUUUUUUUUGGGAUGUAAUCACAGACCUAACUGGUCUGGCAGGAAAUGAUAAAAGAUAUUUGAUUGUA